AUGUCUCCCAAGUCGUACCGCAUCGUUGUUCUGCCAGGGGAUGGCAUUGGACCAGAUGUUGUUGCACAAGCAACGCGAGUGCUAGAUCUCGUCAGCGAGACAUCUACAUCGGUCAAGCUCAUCCUCGAGUCUCAUGACUUUGGUGGAUGUGCCAUUGACAAAUAUGGCGAACCCCUGCCCGCAUCCACCCUGACAGCAUGCCAGCAGGCGGAUGCCAUUCUCCUAGGCUCUGUGGGUGGCCCCAAGUGGGGUCCCGAGGCAAAAGUCCGUCCUGAGCAAGGUCUUCUGGGCAUCCGCAAAGCUCUGGGUUUAUACGCAAACGUUCGCCCAGCGAACUUUGCGUCCGACUCCUUGCUUUCAUACACCCCUCUGAAGCCAGAGAUCGCCAGGGGUGUCGACAUGAUUGUCAUCCGUGAGCUGAUCGGUGGUCUAUACUUUGGUCCUCGUCAGGAACAAGGCGAUGGCGACACCGCAUAUGAUACCAUGGUUUACAGCGUUGCUGAGGUCGAAAGAAUUACCAGGGUUGCAGCACAAAUUGCUCUUGCUGCCAACCCACCCCUCGCCAUCCACUCUAUCGACAAGGCAAACUGUGCUUGCAAGUUCGAGCUGACCGUUGACCACUAUCUCGUUGACUCCGCUGCAAUGAUAAUCGUGGCUAACCCCAAAAAGUUGAACGGUGUAGUACUGACUGAGAACAUGUUCGGUGACAUCUUGUCAGAUGAGACGAGUGUUAUCCCUGGUUCUCUUGGAUUGCUGCCAUCGGCAUCCCUUGCUGGUGCACCUGCACUGGUUUCAGACCCCUCUUUUAAGCCUACUUCAGGCAUAUACGAGCCUAUUCACGGCUCUGCUCCCGACAUUGCCGGCAAGGGCAUUGCCAACCCAAUCGGCACCAUUCUCAGCGCAGCCAUGCUCCUGCGGUACUCCCUCGGUCUCGAGAAAGAGGCUCAGGCUGUUGAAGCUGCUGUCCGCAAGGUAUUGGAUGAGCCAAGUGUUGGUGGAUAUGGCAUCAGAACAGCUGAUUUGCAAGGGAAAGCAACGACUGUCGAGGUCGGCGACAAGGUUGUCGAGGUCCUCAAGUCCCUGCUGUAG
This is a messenger RNA of Suillus subaureus, 1089 nucleotides long. Its product is annotated as 3-isopropylmalate dehydrogenase. Gene Ontology annotation, molecular function: magnesium ion binding; 3-isopropylmalate dehydrogenase activity; NAD binding. The transcript has 6 exons. Bases 1 to 1089 code for a protein of 362 amino acids. Gene Ontology annotation, biological process: L-leucine biosynthetic process. The record is from RefSeq and is a predicted model, not a curated record. Lineage: Eukaryota; Fungi; Basidiomycota; Agaricomycetes; Boletales; Suillaceae. Gene Ontology annotation, cellular component: cytosol.